CUUCAUCUUCAUUCACCAGCACGCACAAUGCCCAACACCGUGGCCUACUUUGACAUUACAAUCGCCGGCGAGCCGGCCGGCCGCAUCGAGUUUGAGCUGUUCGACUCGGUUGCGCCCAAGACCGUCGACAACUUCAAGCACCUGUGUAUCGGCGACAAGACGAACGCGGACGGCGUCAAGCUGGCGUAUGCGGGCUCGGCGUUCCACCGCUGCAUCAAGGGGUUCAUGCUCCAGGGCGGUGACUUCACGCGAGGCAACGGCACCGGCGGCGAGUCGAUCUACGGCGAGAAGUUCGAAGACGAGAACUUUGAGCUCAAGCACGAGAAGCCCAUGCUCCUGUCCAUGGCCAACGCCGGUCCCAACACGAACGGCUCGCAGUUCUUCAUCACGACGGUGCCCACGCCUCACCUGGACGGCAAGCACGUCGUGUUCGGCCGCGUGCGGGCCAACAAGGCGCUCGUGCGGCGCAUCGAGGACAUUGAGACGGAGAACGACAAGCCGCUCGACCCCGUCGUGAUUGCCGCCGCGGGCGUGCUCACGCCCGGGGAGGUCGCCGAGGAGGACGCCAAGCGCGCGCGCGUCGCCGAGGCCGCGGCUAGCGGAUCAGAGGACGUGUGGGAGGACUACCCCGCCGACGACGAGACGGUCGACGCCGAGAAGCCCGAGGAGGCGCUCAAGGUCGCUGCAACGCUCAAGAACCUCGGCACGACCGAGUUCAAGGCCGGCAACUUUGUCCAGGCGCUGGCCAAGUACCAAAAGGCGCUGCGCUACCUCGACGUCCACCCCGCGUUCCCCGCCGACGCCGACGAGAAGCUCGUCGAGGCGUACCGCACCACGCGUAUUCCCCUGCUCACGAACGCCGCGCUCGCUGCGCUCAAGACGACCCCGCCCCAGGCCAAGCUCGCCGCCUCGCUCGCGACCCGCGCGCUGAACGUCGACGGGCUCACCCCCGCCGAGAAGGGCAAGGCGCUCUACCGCCGCGCGCUGGCCAAGACGCAGCUCAAGGACGACGACGGAGCAGAGGCCGACCUCAAGGCCGCCAGCGCCCUCGUGCCCAACGACGCGGGUAUCCUCGCUGCCCUCCGUGGCGUCGAGACGCGUCGCAAGGCACGCAAGGAAGCAGAGAAGAAGGCGUACUCCAAGAUGUUUGGCUAGAGAUCAUCGUCA
Messenger RNA from Vanrija pseudolonga, 1167 nucleotides. It is a transcript of the gene CPR6, whose product is annotated as Peptidyl-prolyl cis-trans isomerase D. The transcript is spliced from 4 exons. Gene Ontology annotation, biological process: protein peptidyl-prolyl isomerization. NCBI's taxonomy places the organism in Eukaryota, Fungi, Basidiomycota, Tremellomycetes, Trichosporonales, Trichosporonaceae. The coding region runs from base 28 to 1155 and encodes 375 amino acids. The record is from RefSeq and is a predicted model, not a curated record. Gene Ontology annotation, molecular function: protein binding; peptidyl-prolyl cis-trans isomerase activity.